GGUGGAUUUUGUGACUUCCGCCACCGGGCCUUUUGAUAAGCAGUCACUAAGAAAUGGUCGGUCUAACAAUUGAGCCAGGCUAGUUGGUGCCGGGUGGAUUGUGCCACUUCAGCUACUCGGCCUUUCCAUAUCCAGUCGCCAGCAGGAUCGAGUGGGCGCACCUCCUACGGGCGGCCUCGCUAUGUCCCUCAUUGCCUCUAGAGUUUACGCUGCUGCAAGCACCAUCGCCGCCUCUCAAGGUACCUGACUACACAAGAUAUCCCAUUGUUGACAAGUGCUUCUGAGCGAGGAUCUAACACUCUGAAUUCCAUCCCAGCAAGCAUUACAGGUACCUGACUACACAAGAUAUCCCAUUGUUGACAAGUGCUUCUGAGCGAGCACAGGUCAUAACUGCACCGAAGGUAAAUUUGAUACAGAAGUGGGUCAGUUUAUGUGUCAGAGAAGUACAUACUUCACAUCUGACACUAACAGUGUGGUUUCAAGGCUUCAAAGAUAUGGCAAGUUCUUCUCAAUCGAGAAUGCCUUGUUUGCCACAUCUGGAUGAUGGCUUCGUCAGGGUAAUGGUGGAUGAACAAAGAGGAAUGGCAAUGACACUAAGGAAACUAGAUAUGACUGUGGCGGUACAGCAUCAUGACGGUUGCUGUUGGGAACUAUGGGCAUUGUAUCAUGACCAAUCUGAGCUUAUUUGCAGAAUGAGAUCAUGGGCAGAACAUCUCAAUGCAGAGGAUCUAAAAGUUUGCAUGAAGAGUUAUGGAGGGGGCGAGUUCUUCGGCAAAACAUUUAUCUCAUUAAGAGGGCGAGUGUUGCAUCUGUUUGGACAUGUUGUUGGUGAGAGGACAAAGAGAGACAUAGUGACCAGCUCUCAGUCUAUCACUGCAUUUCACGACUACUCUGACACUUUCGAGAAUCCGAGAGAGACUAUUGAGAUUCCUUUUAUCUCCAGAGGGUCCAGACCACAUCGGUUGAACAGAAUCGUAUAUGGAGAUAUUGGCAGUUCACCAACGUGCAGAGAGGAAAAAAAGAAACGUGAAGGAGAGGGUGUUUCUAUGAGGAAGGAAGGAAAAAAGAGAAACACAGAUAAACAACAGAUAGAGCCCACAACAAUAAAUGUGACAUGCAAUAACUGCGGUCACAAUAUAGAUAUCUCACAUAUUGUCCACCGUCACUGUGAGGAGUUCUGUAGAACACAUGCGGAGUGACUUUGUACGCUUUGUAUUAGUAAUACAUGACCUGCAGAGUGAGUGCUUUGUACGCUUGUAUUGGUAAUGCAGAGUCACUGUGAGUGAUCGCGCGAGGGGCCCAGUCCGCUUGUCCCAAAAGUCGUGCCCUCUAACGAGGUGGCUUCAGUUUUUGGAUUGUCUAUGUGGUUGGAGGGGGAGGGGGGGGGGGGGCGAACUGUAGAAUACAGACCCUUACAGAGUUGAGUUGAAGUUCAUAUAUAUCUGAGCUGAAGUUCAGAUAGAUCUAGGGAGUCCAGCAAACGGUGACAUUUUUAUGGACAAAUAAGUAUGUUUCAAUUUUUUGCAUAAAAGUAUGUGAGUGUUCCUGGAGAUUCCACAUACAGAUGUCUUUUGUGUUAAAAUCUCACAGGCAGAAGAGAGAUAAGAUCAUGUACAUUGUAGAGUUCUCUUUGAGAAAGUAUGUGAGUGUUCCAGAUAAAGAAGACCCAUCUCUGAAGAUGCAAAACGUGGAGGAUGAAGAAGAGCUUGAAGAAGCCAUUGAGGACAAUGAAGAACUUGGUUCGCAGGUUUGGGAUGAAUUAGGGCGAAUUGCCCUUGAACAGGCACAGCGAGCAGCAUCAAGAUGGGACUGGCGCGCGGGUCUCCAAAGCUGGCGCAGGACACGGCGAGGACCGUUCCGAUGUCUGGGUGAGAUUUGCAAGCACAUUGAGCUCAACAAGACAAAGUUCCAAGCCUACAAUGAACUCUUUGUUCAAACGAACAAAGUUGAUGAGGUUGACAUUUUCAACUAAAGAUGGUCUUUCCUCACAUUUGGUACCAACAGGUCGCUUUGGGACUCCGAAGUUCAUGAUUUUGGAGAUCUCGAUGACAUGAAGAAGGUUUUCAUUACAGCACACAAGGAGUCCUUCUCAAAUGAACUUCCCAAACUGUUAUGUAUGUGGUCAACUGCAACGCAAGAACAUGCAACACGAAAUGUCACGAUUUUUCCUGUAAAGGUUAUGUUUCAGCUAAAGUCGUUGUUCCUGAUGAAUGUUUUGAAAUAUUUCCAGAUGGUAAAAAAAGGACCCCUUUGUUUGUUGUCUUUUUUUUUUUUUUUUUAACCCGCACUCUCUGGUGCCCAAUCCAUUUCGAGGCGUUGCGAUCCAGUUGCUUACCACCGACAAGCAUAUGACAAGAUGAACAAUGCUUUUUUAAAGAGAAAUGAAAACUUCCCCCUAAG
Molecule: messenger RNA, 2400 nt
Organism: Chara braunii
Lineage: Eukaryota; Viridiplantae; Streptophyta; Charophyceae; Charales; Characeae
Source: the annotation of a GenBank genome assembly